UGUGGAUGAGAUGGAGAAUUUAGUAUCUCUAUCACUAGCAAGGAGUGCUGCAGAAGAGGAAGAAGAAGAAGAAGAAGAAGGAGAAGGUGAUGCAAAGGAAGAAGGAAAGAAGAAGGAAGACAUGGUUGUUGUUCAUGAGGAAAAAGAAGAUAGAGAUAGUGAGAAGGUUGAAGAAGAAGAAGGUGGUAGCAUUUUCAAUAGUCUCAUUGCUAACUUGCCUGUCUCUAUCUCAGAUGGUACUAGUGCUCCAGAGGCAGAUGAGGCUUCACUUUUGAUUAAUUCUGUUGUUCAUGGCUAGUUCAGUGUCUUGAUGUGUGUGUGUGUUUUGGAUUAUUGUUUUUAAUCUUGUGAGUUCUUGUGAUUUCAUUUGUUUCUAGUUGAGUGAUAUGAAGAGA
Messenger RNA from Dioscorea cayenensis subsp. rotundata (Guinea yam), 395 nucleotides. RefSeq names its product probable chromo domain-containing protein LHP1. The coding region runs from base 11 to 298 and encodes 95 amino acids. NCBI's taxonomy places the organism in Eukaryota, Viridiplantae, Streptophyta, Magnoliopsida, Dioscoreales, Dioscoreaceae. The record is from RefSeq and is a predicted model, not a curated record. The transcript has 2 exons.